GUUUGUUUUCGCUUUAAAGAAUUAUGUUUACAAAUGAGCUUUUUACUUAUAUUAUUGUAAUUAUUAUCAGUUUAACAUUCGUGUAGCUUACACCAGGUUAAUAAAAAUUUCACUUAUAUUUACUGCUUGUAGGUAUGAAAUAGCAUGUCGCAGUGACCAAGUAAACUGUUCUUUUUUUUUUAAUUUGUUUAUUCAACCCUUUUAAUGGAUUCCAGUAGGAAGCACAGUAAUCCAUCGCCUCAGAAAAAUGCAAAUUUUUUAUCCAAACUGUUUUUUUGUUGGUUAUUGCCAUUCUUCAAAUUUGGUUACAGUAAUAAUUUAAAAACUACUGAUAUUUAUGAUACAUUACAACAAGAUAAAUGUGAAUCAUAUAUAGACAAAUUACAAAAGAAUUGGGCGAAGGAACUUGAUGGAAGGAAAGAAAAAAAACCUAGUUUAAAAACUGCUCUCUUCAAAACGUUUGCUAAAUCGUAUUCUUUUCCUGGAAUAAACGUCUUUGUUCAAGCCGUUAUAAUAAAGGCUUUACAACCUCUAGUACUGGCUGAAUAUAUUCGAUAUUUUGACAAAUCCCAAAAAUAUACCACUUUUGGAGAAUAUUCUGGAUGGAUUUUAGCAUCUGCUGUAGUAUUAUUAGCAUUUUUAUAUGCAAUUUUAUACCACCACUCACAAUUUGACAGUCAACGAGUCGGAAUGAGAGUGAGAGUCGGCUUAUCAUCGCUAGUAUAUAGAAAGUUACUCAAAUUGAAUCAAUCAUCAUUAAACAAAUCUCCAGCAGGAAAAUUGGUAAAUCUUCUCUCAAACGACUUACAACGUCUUGAUACAUGUUCACAGUUUCUACAUUACAUAUGGAUUAUGCCUUUUCAAGCAGCUGUAUGCUUCUACAUAUUAUAUCAAAACUUAGGAAUUGCGGCUGUUGCUGGUACAGUAGCUCUGAUAAUUGAAGGAAUACCGAUACAAGGAUAUUUCUCUAAAGUUCAAGGCAAAUUAAGGUCCAAAAUAGCAGAAAAAACAGAUUUGAGAGUUAAAUUAAUGAAUGAAAUUGUUUCUGGUAUUAAAGUUAUAAAAAUGUACGCAUGGGAGAAGUCUUUCGCAAAAAUUGUGGAGCAAUCUAGAUGCGACGAAGUGGCAAAGAUCACUAUAACAUCAAGAAUUAAAGGUGUUACCAUGGCGCUCAUAGUUAUUACAGAAAGAUUCGGUUUAUACUGUUCCAUAAUAUGCUACGUUCUACUGGGAAACAGAAUCAAUGCCGAACAAGUUUUCUCAAGCGCACAAUUGUUCAACUCUCUUCAACUGUUUAUGUGCGUUUAUUAUCCAUUCGCAAUAGCCAGUUAUGCAGAGGGUGUUGUUUCUGUAAAAAGGAUAGAAAAAUUUCUGUUAUUGGAAGAAAACGACUCUAUUGCUUCAGCUGAUGACACCGAUGAUAGACGAGGAACUAUUUUUAUAGAAAAAGCUUCGGGUUCUUGGAGUGGUUCAAAUGUGGAAACACUUAGUAAUAUAUCCUUGAAAUUAAAGCCUGGGAAGCUAUGUUGUGUGGUAGGGAGUGUAGGAAGUGGUAAAACAUCCUUGCUUCAAAUGAUUUUGAAAGAGUUACCAAUGAGCAUUGGUUCACUUGAAGUACAUGGAAAAGUUUCUUAUGCUUCUCAAGAACCUUGGUUGUUUGUCUCCAGUGUUCGAGAUAAUAUACUAUUUGGCAGACCGUACGAUAGAGAAAGAUAUAGGGAUGUCGUCCAGGUGUGCGCUCUUCAAACUGAUUUAGAUCAAUUUCCUUUUGGCGACAGAACAAUGGUAGAAGAAAGAGGUGUAUCACUUAGCGGUGGCCAAAGAGCCAGAAUAAAUUUAGCUAGAGCUAUCUAUGCCGACGCAGAUAUUUACUUAUUGGACGAUCCAUUAUCAGCUGUUGAUACUAGAGUAGGAAAACAUCUAUUUGAAAAGUGCAUAAAAGGUUAUUUGAAAGAUAAGACAACGAUUUUGGUUACUCAUCAGUUGCAGUUUCUGAAAGAAGCUGACAUCAUUGUUAUUAUCGAAAAUGGAAAAAUACACAAAAUGGGUAACUAUAAUGAAGUAUCGCAUGAAGAUUUAAGUGCUUUACAUUUAGAAGCUGAUGAAAAUGAAACUCCAAUACAACAUGUUACUGAAAAGUCAUUAGAAAAAAGAGAAAGUAUAACACUAUCAGAACAUAUACCUGAAGAAAAUCUCGAAGAAAUGGCAACUGGCGCCAUACCAUUCUCCGUUUUUGUCAAAUACUAUGGUUAUGGAACUGGGAUAUUUGGUUUUAUAGUUAUGGCAUUUUUAUUCAUAAUUGCCCAGCUAUCGUGCAAUGGUGGAGAUUUGUGGCUAACAUACUGGGUUAACCAAGAAAGUGAAAUACACGAUGAGAGUAGCGUACAUUUCUUAGAUGAUUACGGAGUAAAUCAAACUAUAUACAAGUAUACGGUUUUCACUAACGAAGAAGAUAAGUACAUGAUUAUAUAUUCGGUAUUUAUAUUAGCCAGUAUAAUCUUAAUGCCAAUCCGUUCACUUAAUUUUACUAGAAUAGUUAUGAAUUCCUCUAGGAAUCUUCACCAUAAAAUGUUCAGCAACGUCUUAGAAGCUCCGAUGAAAUUUUUCGACACCAAUCCAUCAGGUAGAAUCCUCAAUAGAUUUUCGAAUGAUAUGGGAAUCAUAGAUGAAUUAAUACCAAAAGCAUUUAUUGAUUUCAUCCAAAUAUUUCUCGUUCUAAUUGGAAUUCUUCUCAUUAUCUUUAUAAAAGUUCCGUAUAUGAUUGUACCAGCUCUGUUAUUGUCUGUUGGAUUUUAUUACUUGCGGUUGGUUUAUUUAAAAACAUCUCAAGAUCUCAAACGUUUAGAAGGAGUCAAUAGAGGUCCCGUUUUUUCCCAUCUAAUAGCAACCAUUGACGGUAUGACUACAAUAAGAGCAUCACAAGCAGAAGAAAUGGUUACAAAAGAAUUUGAUAUUCUUCUGGAUCAACAUUCUAGUGCCUGGUACUUAUAUAUCGCAGCUAAUGAGGUAUUUGGAUUCAUUUUAGACGUUAUGAGCACGCUUUUUAUUGCUGUGGUUACCUAUCAAUUUCUAUUUUUUGAAUCUUCUGAAGGAGUCACAGGCAGCGUUGGGCUUACCUUAUCCCAGUGCCUCAUACUGACAGGGAUGUUACAGUUAGGAGUAAGACAAACAGCCGAAGUUACUAAUAACAUGACCAGCGUCGAACGCGUUCUACAAUACACAGAUUUAGAAAAAGAAACGGAUGGAGAAACGCAAAAGGAAUUAACAACGAAAGACUUAGUGGAAACAUAUAAACCAGUGAAUGUAAAUUGGCCCGAAAGUGGUGAAAUUAAAUUUAAAAAUGUGUAUUUGUAUUACGACCCCACUAGUGAACCAGUACUGAAAAAUUUAAAUAUUACAAUUAAAUCCGGACAUAAGAUUGGUGUAGUUGGCAGAACAGGAGCUGGAAAAUCAACUUUGAUUGCAGCGCUAUUUAGAUUAACCAAAAUUCAAGGCAGUAUCAUAAUAGAUGACGUAGAUGUUACAAAAUUAAGAUUAAGCGAACUUCGGUCGAAAAUAUCGAUUAUUCCGCAAGAGCCAGUACUAUUUUCAGCUACAGUAAGGUAUAACCUCGAUCCAUUUGGAAACGUUAGUGACGAAGAAAUUUGGCGGGCUCUAGAAAAUGUUGAACUGAGACAUGCCAUUACCAGUUUGGAUUCGGAAAUAAGUGAGGGCGGUUCAAAUUUUAGUACUGGACAAAGGCAAUUAUUAUGCUUAGCUAGAGCCAUAGUUAGAAACAAUAAAAUUCUCGUUUUAGAUGAAGCUACUGCUAAUGUAGAUCCAAGCACUGAUGUCUUAAUUCAACAAACCAUUCGCAAAAACUUUAAUGGCUGUACAGUGAUAACAAUAGCCCAUAGAUUAAAUACUAUAAUGGAUUCUGACAAGGUUCUUGUAAUGGAUUCAGGAAGAGCUGUAGAAUAUGAGCAUCCUCAUGUAUUACUUCAAAAUCCGGAAGGAUAUUUUACUAAAAUGUUAAUGGAAACUGGCACGAUGACUGAAAAUAAUUUAAGAAAAAUUGCCGAAGAGCAUUACACUAACCAGUUUAAUUAUUGAAUAAAAUAAUUUUGAGUGAUUUAUUUAUUAUUGUAUAAGUUUUGAAUUACAAUUUUUGUUCCUUAAAUAUAUUUAAUAAGGACCAUAAUAGCAUGUUGUGAAAAAGUACUCAGUAUGUUGAAACAGAUGAUAAUAAAGUUUAUAUAAAAAUAUGCAAGUAUUUUCACUUGUAAAUCGAACGAAACCAUUAAUAAAACAUGUAUUAAAAAAUAUUUUUUUAAUUUCAUAUUUCUACAAAUUAAAGUUGCAUUACAACAAAUUCAUGAUACUAUAAUCAGAUGCUAAUAAGCAAACUCUGGUAUGCUAGAUGCUCAUAAUAAUACCAACACCUACUAUAUAAAUUUUGUUUAUCAAGUGCCGUUUUUUAUAAAAAUAAAAUACAAUCUGAAAAAUAAAAAUUUCACAAGUAAAACCAGCACAUUGACUUAUCUAGUUAAAUAAAUCAUUUCAAACUAACCUAUAUUAAUACUGCAUUUGCUUACAUCCAAUUUUCAAAAUUUAUUAGAGUCUUUAUUAACAAAUAUUUAAAAAAUAGCUAUUUAUAAAACCAGUAACGAAAUGCCUUAUUUUAUGUAACGAGUAAAUCUGUCGCUUGGUUCUGAAAGGGCCAAUGUCGGAAUUGCUUAAGUGUGGGAAAUGACAAUUAAAAAAUAUCCGAAAAUCCAAAAGAAACUCUAAAACGAAAGUUCUGAUUGACUUGCGGUUUUUAUUUUCUUGAAUAAUUAUUUCUAACUUAGAACCCUAUUGAUUUUCAGAAUUUUCGGUUCAUCCUAACUACUUUAAUAACAAUUUUCUUAAAAUCCGUCUAUGAAUUCCUUAUGUGACAAUUUUAGGAAUUUCAAUUAUUUCUAACGUCAAAAUUCCUAACAUUCUUCACAUUCCAUAAAUUGCAAACAUUCUCUAACGACCUGUCAAACAACAGCUGUUGAUAGUAAAGGUGAAAUUUCUAAGGCGGGCCAUUUUAGAGGCUAUUUUCAUUCGAAAUUAGUCGCCAAACCUGCCAAUUUAUAAAAAAUAUAUAAGCAGUUUCUUGAAAAUGACUUUUUAUUGUGGUGCUAUUAAGCGUACUACUAUUUCGCCCCUAGCCACAAAAACACCUUCAUCAAAUUUACUAGUUUUCUGUUGCAACCCCAUAGAAUAAUUAACCGGCCAUUUUAUUUAGCAAAAAUCAAAAUAAUGCUUGGCUGUGCCUGUCAAAUAUCAAGAUGACAACUGUGAUAUGUGAAUGGCUCUUAAAUGUCAAAUUAUUUAAAAAUGUACAC
Psylliodes chrysocephalus is the source of this 5354-nucleotide messenger RNA. The record is from the annotation of a GenBank genome assembly. Lineage: Eukaryota; Metazoa; Arthropoda; Insecta; Coleoptera; Chrysomelidae.